Colletotrichum karsti is the source of this 648-nucleotide messenger RNA. RefSeq lists its product as uncharacterized. NCBI's taxonomy places the organism in Eukaryota, Fungi, Ascomycota, Sordariomycetes, Glomerellales, Glomerellaceae. The record is from RefSeq and is a predicted model, not a curated record. Gene Ontology annotation, biological process: protein localization to Golgi apparatus; Golgi to endosome transport; Golgi to plasma membrane protein transport. Gene Ontology annotation, cellular component: trans-Golgi network; Golgi membrane. The coding region runs from base 1 to 648 and encodes 215 amino acids. The transcript is spliced from 2 exons.
AUGCCCCGCCGUCGCAAGCCGCCCCGGCCGGGCGCCCUCGCCGACCUGCCCCCCCUCCGGAUCGCCUCGCAAAUCGCCGCGCUGCAGGGUCUCUACUACGCCGCGGCGCUGGUGCUCAUGCUCUUCACGGCGCUCGUGGCCGGCACGGGUUUCAGCAUGGAGCUGGUGUUCGGGUGGGAGGGCGUCCGCGGGGACACGACGCAGGGAUGGCUGGGUGCUUUCGUCUGGGUUCUCGAUGGGGGGCUUUGCAUGGCCGUCGCGAUCAUCAUCCUUAUAGGCCGCUCCAAGCUCGUCCCCGACUUCGCCCUCACGAUGCACGGGAUCCACCUCGUCGUCACCUCGCUCUACACGGGCCGCGUGCCGCGGAACAUGAUGUGGUGGGGCGCCAUGGCCACCAGCGCGGCCGUGUGCGUGGCGCUCGCGAUCUGGGGGUCGCAGUACCGCGAGCUGAGGCCGAUAUCGUUCGGGGGCCACGGCGGGAACGCCGCGGCGGCCGCUGCUGCCGGGAAUGCGGAGGCGCAGAACGGUGGUGCCGUCGGGGACGAGGAGGAGGGAGGCGUCGGGUUCGGGAGGGGUAGAGGGAGGGGGAGGGGGAGGGACGGGGAAGGAGGGUAUGAGAUGGUCGGGAUCGAGAGGAGGGAUUCUUGA